AUGUUCACCUGUUUUGAAUUGUGGAAGUUACUAUCUCACCUGAUAUUUAAAUUGCUUAAUUCUUUGAAAAAUCUCACAAGAUUAUCGGGCUGGCUGGUCUUCUGUUAUUGGUUUUAUUUCCGACUGUUAACAUUUUACUUUGUUUCACAGUAUUCAACGAAGUAUACACAUAAGCUAGCGCAUAAGGAAGGGAUUUGGUGUUGUACAUGGGGUGAAAACCAAUACCGAAAUAAGCAGUACAUUAUUACUGGUUCUUUGGAUAAUAGUCUAAUUGCUUGGGAAUGGACGAAUGACCGGCUGAAAUCUCUGUAUCGAUUCGAAGGACAUAGACUCGGUGUGAUAUCAGUGGAUAUAAAUUCUACGGGCACAUUGGCAGCAUCCAGCAGUUUGGAUAGCCAAAUUUUAUUAUGGGAUCUUGAAACAGGAACACUAACUAAAACUUAUGAUGGUGAUCCAGCCGAUACAUGGACUGUAGCCUUUUCACCUGACUCCCGUUUCUUAGCUACAGGAAGUCACACAGGAUGUGUUAAUAUGAUCAAUGUACAAACUGCAGAAAAAGAAAGUUCAAUUCAGUUAGAGGGAAAAUUUGUGUACAGCCUUGCUUACAGUUCUGAUGGGUCUAAACUGGCUGCUGGCACAAUUAAUGGACUUGUUAGUAUUUGUGACUUGAAAACUGGGAAUGUUCAAUUUUUAGAUGGGCAUGCUACACCUGUACGAUCAGUUUCUUUUUCACCUGAUGGACAUCUACUAGCUUCAGCAUCAGAUGAUAAACAGAUCAAGGUUUUUGACAUACGUGAUGGUCGACUAGUCAUACCAAGCUUCAAUGGUCAUAAAGGAUGGGUUAUGUCUGUAGAUUUUGCCCCAGACAAUCGGCACUUAGUUACUGCAUCAACCGACUGUUCCGUUCGCAUAUGGGAUCUGGCAUCAAAAGAAGAAAAACAGUGUUUAAAUGCACACGAAGAUCAGGUUUGGUGCGCCCGGUAUAGUCCCAGAGGAAAAAAUAUUAUAUCUGUUGGGGAUGAUAGAUCCAUAUUGAUCUAUCAAUGCGCUUAA
This is a messenger RNA of Heterobilharzia americana, 1053 nucleotides long. NCBI's taxonomy places the organism in Eukaryota, Metazoa, Platyhelminthes, Trematoda, Strigeidida, Schistosomatidae. The record is from the annotation of a GenBank genome assembly.